CUUUCACAUUUGCCUGCCCCCUCCAACAGGGUGAGGAGGGAUCUCAGGGUGAAAAAGGUUGGCCAGGAGAUCCAGGCGAGUCUACUCAUGGUCAGGUGACGGCUGGUCUUCCUGGACCAAAAGGUGAUCAAGGCGAGAUAGGCGGCAACUGUACUGUGUCCAAUCUAGAAACACUUUUCUUAUCUGGAGAGCCUGGUGAAAUGGGAGACAUAGGACCAAAAGGUGUGACCGGACCGAAAGGAGACAAAGGAGAUCGAGGCAUCGAUGGCAUCAUGGGAGAUCAAGGUCAAAAAGGUGAAGUUGGUCUGGAGGGGCCGAGGGGUGAAAAAGGCGACAAAGGACCUAAAGGAACCAAAGGAUGGAAGGGUGAUCGAGGACUGGAUGGUUUAAUUGGCCAACCUGGUCCUCUUGGGCCUAAAGGACUUACUGGUCAACCAGGGGAAGAUGGCUCAUCGGGUCCGGAGGGUAACGCCGGCCAACCAGGCGUAAGUUAA
Molecule: messenger RNA, 494 nt
Organism: Protopolystoma xenopodis
Lineage: Eukaryota; Metazoa; Platyhelminthes; Monogenea; Polystomatidea; Polystomatidae
Source: the annotation of a GenBank genome assembly